UGCCCUAUCUACACCGAAGGAUAAUCCUACUUGUGGCUCAUCCGACCACUUUCGCUCGUCUACACUAAGUACAAUUUUAGUGUUGUUAUAUUGGUACCGUUAACUUUAAAACCGGUAAUAAUUUCAGUACCUAGCCUAUAAAACAAACUUUCAUCCGAUCUAAGUUGGUACGAUUGAAAACCAACUUCAGUAUGAUUUUCGGUCGUCUACAUUACUCGCUCGGAUGAGCCACAAGUAGGAUUAUCCUUCGGUGUAGAUAGGGCAUCAGGCUUCUCUCUGGUAAUACUACCAAAUAACGAUAUUGUUCGUGUAUUUUACUUUGCUUGUACGAAAAUAACCAAUUUUUAUAAUGACACAAAAUGUAUCAUAUUGUCUUAAAGUGAUGUCACGAUGUAAGGCACAAAGAUUUUUCAAUAAUAUUCUUCAUCGGCAAUUGUCGGCUGCUGUGGACAUAUUAGCGAAUCCAGAAUGCACACUGUCAGUAAAGAAACAAAUAGAAAGUCAUUGGAAGAAUAAAGUCAAUUUUUAUAAAUGUAAUACUAAUGACAAUGUGAAAGAUAACUUUUAUGUUCUUUCCAUGUUUCCAUAUCCAUCUGGUACAUUACACAUGGGUCAUGUUAGAGUUUAUACAAUAAGCGACACUAUAGCUCGAUUUUAUAGAUUAAAAGGUAAAAAUGUAAUUCAUCCUAUGGGUUGGGAUGCAUUUGGAUUACCAGCAGAAAAUGCUGCUAUAGAGAGAAAAAUUGAUCCUGCUGUCUGGACAAACAAAAAUAUAACGACAAUGCGUAACCAAUUGAAAAUGCUGAAUUAUUCCUUUGAUUGGGAAAGAGAAUUUGCAACUUGUGACUCAGAUUAUUACAAGUGGACACAAAAAUUAUUUCUAAAAUUGUUUGAUAAAGGUUUGGCUUAUCAAAAGGAAGCUUAUGUUAACUGGGAUCCUAUUGAUCAGACUGUAUUAGCUGAAGAACAGGUAGAUUUGAAUCAACGAUCUUGGAGAUCUGGUGCAUUGGUAGAAAGAAAACUGUUGAAGCAGUGGUUUAUUAGAACAACAGCUUUUGCAAAAUCACUGGUGGAAGGUCUAGAUGAUCCAAUCUUAAAGGAAUGGAGAGAUAUCAUAAAAUUACAAAAGCACUGGAUAGGUGAUUGCAAUGGCAUUAAUGUCGAUUUUAAAUUGGUAUCCAAAAUUUUAGAUUUUCCGAAGACAAUAAACUUAUGGACCGACAUGCCAGAAUUUAUAGAGUAUGCAAAAUUUGUUGCUAUAUCUUCUCAAAGUAUAUUACAUCAUAAAGACUAUACGUAUGAUAUAGAUGUCGGAAUAAAAUGUUUAGAUGCAAAAGUAAUAAAUCCAUUUUCUGGCGAAGAAUUGCCAAUUUUUGUUACCGAUAAGGUUGUUUAUCCACCAUGGAGAGAUGUCCAUUUGGGUAUACCUUCAGCGUCAAUGGAUGACUUAAAGUUUUCAGAAUUAGUUAAAAUACCAUUUAUCCGACAUUCAAUACGUAGCAACGAAGAGCAACAGCAAAAGAUAGUUGAAAUAUUUCAAAAAGCAAGGAAAUGGGGAAUAGGUGGAUAUCCAGUGAGCUCAAGGUUACAAGAUUGGUUAAUCUCUAGACAAAGGUAUUGGGGUACACCAAUACCUGUUAUUCAUUGUACAAAUUGUGGUGUACAGCCGGUGCCGUCUGAUCAACUUCCUGUAACAUUACCAAAGAUAAAGUCGUCAGAUAAAAGAUUUUCGAUUCAUGAUGCCAGGGAUUGGUUACAGACUCAAUGUCCAAAGUGUGGAGGAAACGCAACUAGAGAAACUGAUACAAUGGACACGUUUGUAGAUAGCAGCUGGUAUUUCCUAAGAUUUAUAGAUUCCAAAAACCAAAAAGAAAUGUUUUCUGUAGAGAAAGUUAAAAACACUUAUCCCGUGGAUCUUUACAUAGGUGGAAAAGAACAUGCUAUACUUCAUUUAUACUACGCUCGGUUCAUGAGUCAUUUCUUGCAUUCAGAGGGCCUUGUACCAUCUCAAGAACCAUUCAAACAGCUUCUUGUACAAGGAGUAAUAAUGGGUAAAACAUUUAAAAUUAAAAGUACUGGCAAAUAUGUGGCAAGAAAUGAAGUGAUGAAGGAGGGGAAAGAAUAUAAAACGAAAUCUGGAGAACACCUUUCCAUGAACUGGGAAAAGAUGUCAAAAUCAAAACACAAUGGAGUUGAUCCUUUUGAUGUAUUGGAUAAAUAUGGGAUAGACACAACUAGAUUACUGAUAUUGGCUGAUGUUGCACCAACAUCCACUAGGAAUUGGUCGGAAGAGACCGUUGUUGGUGUAAAAAAUUGGCAAAAUCGUCUUUGGAACAUUGUCAAACAAUUUAAAAUUGAACGUAACAAUAUGUCUUUAGAGGAACUUCAAAGUCAAUCUAUUGACCCUAAAUAUGCUGAACAGGAUGCAUAUAUGUUUGACAGUCGAAAUUAUUUUCUGAAAAAUGUGACAUUUAAUAUAAUAGAAUCACAGCAGCUUAGUGUUGCAAUAUCUAGAAUGCAAGGCCUUACAAAUAGUUUACGAAAAGUUGGUUUGGAGUGUUUAAGGAAAAGUCGUGAAUACGAACGAGCAUUAGCUGUUCAAAUUAUAAUGCUCACGCCAUUUGCUCCACAUUUUGCCUCUGAAUUAUGGGCCACUUUUUGUUCUGUGAAGCAUCAUCUUAUGGAUAAUAAAGAAAUAAGUUUGGACAAAAAUGUGUUUGAACAGAAAUGGCCAGAGAUUGACAUGGAUUAUAAACUUAUAAUGAAUGUUUAUGUAAACAAAAGACAAUAUUUAAAACUGAAGAUUCCUCGUCAUAUAUUGGAUAAAAUGACUGCAGAGACAGCAUUAGAAUAUGUAAUUCUUGAUCCAUAUUAUCAAAAGAAUGCACAUAACAAAAAUGUUAUAGAAGUCAAUCUUCGAUCAGAGAAAGGCUGUGAUGCAUUGUUGUAUAUAACCAUGGAAAAACAAACAGAAGAUAUUAUUACAGAUACCAUUGUAACAGAUAAAAGAUAAAUAAAUGUUACACACUACUUUCGUUAAUAAACAUAAGAUAUUAGAUAAGAA
This is a messenger RNA of Linepithema humile (Argentine ant), 3064 nucleotides long. It is a transcript of the gene LeuRS-m, whose product is annotated as Leucyl-tRNA synthetase, mitochondrial. The record is from RefSeq and is a predicted model, not a curated record. Lineage: Eukaryota; Metazoa; Arthropoda; Insecta; Hymenoptera; Formicidae. Gene Ontology annotation, biological process: mitochondrial translation; leucyl-tRNA aminoacylation. Gene Ontology annotation, cellular component: mitochondrion. Gene Ontology annotation, molecular function: leucine-tRNA ligase activity; ATP binding.